UUAUAUCUCAAACAAACAAAGUUUUUGAUUUUCAAGUUGAUACGAUAAAAAUUGGCCUCACAUGAAAUAAUCAAGUAUAUUCCUCCCAUUCCUUGAUGUCCAUGCAUAUUAAAAAAUAUACACCAACAUGCUUACGGUAUGAAAAAUAAAUUAUUCAUUUAUCAUCUCAAAGGGCCACAAAGAGAAGGAGAAAUCGAGUAAGAGAGAGAAGGUGUUCUAAAUUCUAUGUUUGAAGAUCAAUCUAAGAUGGUUAUCAUCGAUUUCCAGUGUUAUUAAGAUGGAAUAUAUUUUUUAUUUCAACGUCCAAAUAUGAAGGAGGACGAAGAUAGAUAGACAGAUAAAUAGAUAUUCAAUUUUCAACUAUUUCAUUUUUAUGAAUUAGUAUUUGGUGUUGAAAUCAAACGAAAGUGUUUGAAAGUUGUGGAAGGUAUAUAGAUGGAGGAUAUGAGGGAAGAAAAAACAUAUGGGUCAGAAUGUUCGAAGACAAGUGUUUCAAAUGAAGUAGAUGGUUGUGAAAUUAGUGAAGAAAAUCAUGAAGAUGAAGAAAGUAAGCAAAACAACAUUAAUGAAGGAUUAAGCUCAAGCAAUAGUACUAUAGAAGAAAAUAAUGAGAAGAAAUCAUCAGUGAGACCUUAUGUUAGAUCCAAGUUUCCUAGGCUACGUUGGACCCCUGAUCUUCACCUUCGCUUCAUUCAUGCUGUUCAAAGACUUGGUGGACAAGAGAGAGCAACUCCAAAAUUGGUUCUUCAGUUGAUGAAUAUAAAAGGUUUGAGUAUUGCUCAUGUGAAGAGUCAUUUACAGAUGUAUAGAAGCAAGAAAGUAGUUGACACAAAUCAAGUUUUGGCUGAUCAUAGGCUUCUUGUAGACAAUGGAGACAAAAAUGUUUAUAAUCUCAGCCAACUUCCUAUGCUUCAAGGCUAUACUCCAAACCAAAGUUCAUCAUAUAGAUGUGGAUAUGAGCCAAUAAUGAUGGAGAGAAGCAAUAAUCACAUGGUGAAUAUGGAUCAUAGUAUUUUCCAAGUGGACUCUUCACAUUUUAGAGAACAAUCAUCAAGAAGUAAAGUCCAUGAACCAAAUGACAAUUUCCUCUCAUUUUGUGGCCAUGAUCUUCAAGAUCAUCCAAGAGCACAAGACCUCAUGCUUAAAGAUAAUUUGCUUGCAAAUCAAGUGGAACCAAAUACAUUGAAAAGAAAAGCUUCAGAUGUGGAAGUUGAUUUGGAUCUAUCACUUAAAUUAAAUUCAAGGAAUUACCAAGGAAAUAUAGAGGAACAUGAAGUUGAUAGCAAAUUAUCACUCUCUUUGUAUUCUCAAUCUUCAUCAUCUUAUCUUGGCAGUAAAAUGAAAGAAAAAGAUGUUUCUAAGGAGCAAGGGAAAAUUAGAGGCAAUAAUAUUGUUUUGGAUCUAACCAUAUAAUUGAAUAUGAGACAUAUUCUAAGUGAGAUCUUGAGGUACCUGUCAGAAAUUAUGCAUAUUUUGUAACAAAAUUAUUACAUUCAUAUGAGACCAGACAAAAUUAUAUUUUCCUUUUUUGUCUCUUUCUAGCUGUAUAUGGACAGUCUGUUUAUUUAAUAUUGGUACUAUAUGUUAGGUAGAUGCUAUGAAGCAUAUGAUCUCAACAAUGUGUUAGUUUUACACUUUAUAUUAUCAUACUGUAAGUUCAGUGAUUAAAGUUACA
Cicer arietinum (chickpea) is the source of this 1675-nucleotide messenger RNA. RefSeq lists its product as uncharacterized. The record is from RefSeq and is a predicted model, not a curated record. Gene Ontology annotation, molecular function: DNA-binding transcription factor activity; DNA binding. NCBI's taxonomy places the organism in Eukaryota, Viridiplantae, Streptophyta, Magnoliopsida, Fabales, Fabaceae.